AUGUCCUGGAAGAGCGAGGCGGAGGGUGGAGGCCGGUGCGACGACCGGGGAGCCGUCAUUCACCGUGGUGGACCUGCGCGCGAAGAGGAGGGUCGACGAAGGGUGCAGGGAGGUGGAGUCGGGUGUGGUGAGGCUUCGCAGGGCCUCCGCGACCGCGAGGACGAGGCUGCAUGCCGCUGUCGCACCGCGGUGGCUGGCGCGACAAAGACGUGGCUGCAAAAUGUUAGCACCGCGGGAUAG
Messenger RNA from Sparassis crispa, 240 nucleotides. RefSeq lists its product as hypothetical. Bases 1 to 240 code for a protein of 79 amino acids. The record is from RefSeq and is a predicted model, not a curated record. NCBI's taxonomy places the organism in Eukaryota, Fungi, Basidiomycota, Agaricomycetes, Polyporales, Sparassidaceae. The transcript has a single exon.